AUGUUGGACUACAUCCCGCGCUCGCGCGUCAACAACCUGCACCUGUACAAGUACAGCGGCACCGACAAGUCGCUCGUCUCCAAGUACAUCCUCGGCCCGUACUGGAACUGGCUUGUAGAGCUCUUCCCCAAGAGCGUCGCGCCAAACACCAUUACGCUCUCGGGUCUGUUGCUCGUGUUUGUCAACUUUGCCACGCUCGCCUACGUCGACCCUGGUCUCGAAUGCGCCACGCAGCUCAAGCUCGAUGGUGCCGCCCACACGCGUGCGUUGCACGCUGCCUUCCCGUCCGACGCCAAGCUGCUGCCCGUCGCACCGCUCUUCGCCAAUUUCGGCAUCCCUGCCGCCGCGGCCAAGGUCGACUUUGCCCCGACGGCGCACGCCGCUGGUAGGUGUCUGCCGCCCUGGGUCUUCUACACCUGGGCGUUGUGUCUGUUUGCCUACCAGAGCCUCGACUCGAUCGACGGCAAGCAGGCGCGCAGGACGGGCAUGGCCGGUCCGCUCGGCGAACUCUUCGACCACGGAUGCGAUGCGAUCAACACGACACUCGAAUGCGUGCUUUGCUGUGCUGCCCUCAACCUCGGCAGGUCCGUGUGGGCUCCCGCAUCGCUCGUCGCUACGCUUGCCAACUUUUACCUCACCACCUGGGAGGAGUUCCACACGGGCACGCUCUUCCUGUCCGCCUUCAGCGGUCCUGUAGAGGGCAUCUUGAUGAUCGUGGCCAUCUAUGCGCUGACCGGUGCGGUGGGCGGACCCAUCUUCUGGGAUCGCGGUAUUCUCAACGUCACGGGCCUCGCCAAGAUCGAUGUGGUGGCCGACAAGCUGGCGCGCUUCAAUCUGCCGCUCAACGACACGUUUUUGGUGUUUGCGCUGUUCGGACUGCUGGGCAACAUUGCCGGCUCGUACGGCAACGUGGUGCAGGCGCGCAAGGCGCGCAAGCAGUCGACGCUCACGCCGCUGCUCGGGCUCGCGCCGCUGCUGCUGCAGAUCGGCGCCAACAUUGCAUGGAUCAGGGCCAACAGCGCAUACAUCCUUGUGGAUCCGCGGGCGCUGCUGCCUUUCCUCGCUUUUUGGGGCAUCAGCUUCGCGUACAACGUCGGUCUGCUGAUUGUCGCGCACGUCACAAAGGCUCCAUUCCCGUACUGGAACAUCGCCAUCGUGUGGUCGGUGCUGGGCGCGAUCGAUGCCAAUUUGACGAUGCCCGUUGUGCAGACGAACCCGGCCAACCAGCUCGCCGUGAUCUGGGCCAGCCUCGCCUUCUCUGCCGUGCUGUAUCUCCACUUUUGCCACAACGUCAUCACCACCAUCACCACCGAACUCGGCAUGGCGUGCUUCGUGGUCAAGCCGCCCACCAACCUCAAGCCCAAUAAGGCCAACUAA
Molecule: messenger RNA, 1377 nt
Organism: Moesziomyces antarcticus
Lineage: Eukaryota; Fungi; Basidiomycota; Ustilaginomycetes; Ustilaginales; Ustilaginaceae
Product: choline/ethanolaminephosphotransferase
Exons: 1
Coding region: 1-1377 (458 amino acids)
Biological process (GO): phospholipid biosynthetic process
Cellular component (GO): membrane
Molecular function (GO): phosphotransferase activity, for other substituted phosphate groups
Source: RefSeq, a predicted model, not a curated record